Molecule: messenger RNA, 4303 nt
Organism: Octopus sinensis (East Asian common octopus)
Lineage: Eukaryota; Metazoa; Mollusca; Cephalopoda; Octopoda; Octopodidae
Product: programmed cell death 6-interacting protein
Exons: 18
Coding region: 27-2777 (916 amino acids)
Biological process (GO): mitotic cytokinesis
Cellular component (GO): endosome
Molecular function (GO): protein binding
Source: RefSeq, a predicted model, not a curated record
AUUGUUCGGCCUGACAGCAUUCCAAGAUGGCGUCGUUUCUGGGUGUCCAGCUGAAAAAGACCUACGAGGUCGAUUUAGUGAAGCCUAUGAGAACUUUUAUAGAAAAUAUGAUUAGUUCGGCUGACGUUAACGAAUAUAAUAGUUCUCUGAAUGAAUUCAAUAAGCUUAGAAAUUCCAUGAUGGCCAAAUCGGUCGACAAACACGAAUCUGCUUUGGAAGUCCUCUACAGAUACUACGACCAACUUGUUGCCAUUGAAAACAAGCUACCAAUUUCAGAAAACCAGAUUAGAAUUCUAUUCAAGUGGAAAGAUGCUUUUGAUAAAGAAUCUUUUUUUUCAGGACGGAGAACACUUGGUGUUGUUUCUGGAAUGUAUGAGAAAGUAUGCAUGUUGUUCAACAUUGCUGCCUUACAAAGUCAAAUUGCUGCCUCUCAGAAUCACGACACUGAUGAAGGACUGAAACUUUCAGUCAAAUUAUUUCAACAAUCAGCUGGUAUAUUUGGACACUUGAAAGACAUCGUAUUGUCCCACACUCAACAAGAACCUACUCCUGACUUGAACCCAGAAACAUUAGCUGCUAUAAGUGCUCUCAUGUUAGCACAGGCUCAAGAGGCUUUCUACAGGAAAGCGACAUCUGAGAAUAUGAAUGACGGCAUGGUUGCUAAACUUGCUUUACAAUCUUCUGAUCUUUAUGCUGAUGCGAUGAAGCUUUUACAACUCCCGUCCAUUCGAGAAUUGUGGCCGAGGGAUUGGAUUCCUGCUACCGUUAUGAAACAGGCGGCGUUUCAUGCAUUGGCUGAAUACCACCAGAGCAUUGUGGCUCAAAAGAAGAAGAGCUAUGGGGAAGAAAUUGCCCGAUUGCAACAUGCUGAUGAAUUAAUGAAAGCUUCCUCGACUCGAGGAAGCGGUACUUUCUGUUUCCGUACGGAACACAAUAAGGUUGUACGUGCUCUAGAAUUGGCUGUAAAAGACAAUGAUUUUAUUUAUCACGAGAAGAUCCCUGAUUCAAAAUCUUUACCUCCCAUUGGAAAAGCUCCGGUUGCAAAACCGACUCCGCUACCUGCAACAAUGAGUUCAAAAUUUGUUGAUCUGUUUCAAAAACUGUUUCCCCUUCCUGUUCACGAUGGAAUUGUUGCAUUUGAUAAUCGCAAAAAUCAAAUUAUUAAUCAAGAAACUGGCCGUUUGAAGGAAGCUACUCUGUUACUGAAUAGUGUGCUUGCUUCUCUAAAUCUUCCUGCUGCCAUUGAAGAUCUCUCUGGUGACAGUAUCCCGACUUCUUUACUGGAAAAGGCUCAGCAAUUGAAAAGGGACGGUGGAGUAGAAAGCCUCAAUAAAAUGAUGCAAGACUUGCCAGAGUUAUUGGGACGGAACCGAGAAAUUCUAAAUGAGUCGACCAGAAUGCUUGAGGAAGAAGCGAAAUCUGACUCUCAACUUCGGGAGCAGUUCAAAGGGAAGUGGACCCGUACUGCUUCGGGUCAGCUGACGGAAACAAUGAAAAUCGAAGCCUCAAAAUACGAACAGAUUCUGAACACUGCUAUCCAAGCUGAUAAGAUUGUACAGGAAAAAUACAACAAACACAAAGAAGCUAUAUUGUUACUUUCCAAACAAGAAAAAGAAAUCAAAUCUUCAUUGCCUUCUGCUAAUCCCACGGCUGCCUUACAAGACAGCAAUGUUGUGCAGGAAUUACGCAAACUUAUGGAGCAAGUUGAAACCAUAAAAGCUGAACGGGAAGUAAUUGAGAGAGAAAUUAAAGAUGCUACGUUUGAUAUUAGUAGUAAAUUUUUGAAUGCAAUGGCUCAGGAUGGUUUAAUUAAUGAAGAGGCCAUCUCCAUGCCAGAGCUGAACAGGAUUUUUGGUCCUCUUAGAGAACAAGUUUCUGACAGCAUCAACCGACAAAAGGCUCUUUUGAAUAAGAUUCAGACUUCAAACACUGAAUUCUCUAAUGCUAAAGCUUCAAACCAAUCUGGUGCCCAAAGAGAAGCCAUGCUCAAAGACUUGGCAGCUGGUUUCGAUAUGUACAUUGAAUUGAUGGAUAACCUUCAAGAAGGCACUACGUUUUAUAACGAUCUUACACGUUUAUUAUUAAAACUUCAAAACAAAAUCUCUGAUUUCUGUUUUGCUCGUAAAACUGAGAAGGAAGAGUUAUUAGGGGAUCUUUCUAAAGAAAUUGUAAACCAACCUUCACAGCAACCGCCUCAAACUCCAAAAUACCAACAAAACUGCACGACAGACCCCACCAUCACCGCCACCACCGCCACUACGAAAAAGACCCCACCACCACCACGGCCGCCUCCACCUAAUGUUAGUCUUGCACCUGUGCCGUCAGCCCCCCAAUCUAUUCAGCCCACUAAUGAGGUUAUUCCACCAGCAGGUCGACUAGGUGACCCUUCUCCUCCCCCGGGAACAGCUCCAGUAGUUCCUGGUGGUAGUGCCGGGCUUCCAGUGACAGCUUCUGCCCCAAUUCCCCAGACAUCUACAAAUUCAGCUCAGCAGCCUCCUCCUCCUCCAUAUUAUGGUGGAGAACAACCAGCACCGUCUGCUGCCAGCUGGUCCGCUCCGUAUCCAAUGUAUUCCAUGAUGCCAAUGCCGUCUGGUUAUAAUCCAUACAAUCCUUUCAUGGCCUUUCCUCAGCCCUCUUACCCUGGUGGCUACCCGGUUCAGCCACCACAGUAUUCCUACCCAGGACAACAACCUCCUCCACAAUACCCACCACAACACCCACCACCUCAACAAUCUAACUACCCAGGGUAUACACAACCUCAAGCUCGUUGGCCCUGAGUUGCUUUAACCUUUUCAAAAACAAAAAGAAAAUGCAAUUUGUAGCCUUUUCCUAUAUAUUGAGCUGGUCAAAUUUAGAAACCUUUAAAGUCUUUUAGUCUCUCUCUCUCUCUCUCUCUCUCAUAUAUAUAUAUAUAUAUAUAUAUGUAUAUAUAUAUUCUGUUCAAACUGAAUUAUAAAUUUUCAGUUUGUUCUCUAUAAUAUUUUACAUUAGCCGUUCAAAACGAAAAAAAAUAAAUGCUUCGUUCAUUUUUAUAUUUUAAUUAAUCAGUUAAAAAUAUAAUUACAGUCAAUUUUCUGAUAAAAAAUAAAAUCUUUUGCUUUAUUACAACUUUAAUUUCUUCUCUAAAAACCAAAGCCAACAUUUACCUUUAUUUUUACAAUUUUUUCUCCCCCCUCACUUGAGAGAAAAAAAAAAAGCCUAGCUGAAAAUAGAUCUGUAAAGAAACCGGAGCAACGUCUCUCUCUCUCUCUCUCUCUCUCUCUGUCCCCACCAGGGAAUAUGAAAUAUGAACAAAAUUGCAAGAUACUGUUUUAGGAAUAUUACUUUCUACUUUUUAUCGAAAAUGUAUUUAUGUCCCUUCUUUCCUUCAAGACUCCAUUGCGAUGUAUUGAAUGUUGGUUAAACUCUUGUUGGGCCUUCCAGCUGAUAACGUGAAAAUAUGUCCUCUUCAGCAUCCAGUUAAUUUUUUGUGGGUAGAACUUAAUCAGCUUUCAUUUAAUCUAUAUAAACAUCAUAAUUACUUGAUUCCUUAUAUAUAAAAAAAAAAAACCAACACUGCUAAUGAACUUUAUAUAUUCUGAUAGACAUUUUGUGACCAACUUUCAAGAGCUCUGUGUUGAGAUUUCACAGAAUUACCUGCCCUUGGAACAAAUUUUCAUUUCAUGUUGACUAGUGUUUGUUGAAGCUGUUUGGGUGUGGCUUGCAUUCAGCUGGCUGCAAUAUCGGGUCUAGACUGGAGCUGAGGACAAUGGUGACGUGUGAUGUGAUAGUUUGAUGCCUGAAAUUAGUGUGGGAAAGAAAAAAAAAAACACAAAAACGACAAAAAAAAAACCUUUCCAUUCAUAAGAAUAUAUAAAUUUACAUAUUGUAUAUUUCUUUGUGUACCUUUAUUCCCUUUGUGCUAAUUUAGAACCAUAAACUCCCUGGAAUUCUCUGGAGUGUCCUGAUCUUGAACAAGCUUCGUUCAGUAUGUUUGUGUACAAAAAUCUCAAUCACUCAUUCUCUCUCUUUCUAUCUCUCUCUUUCUAUCUCUCUCUCUCUUUCUCUCUAUCUCUAUCUCUCUAUUUAAAAUCUGAUAUGACAGAAGGCUGUGAAAUUUUACAUUAGUUAUGGAGUUAUUUUCAAAGUUGAUUCUCUUGUAAGAUGCCGAACUGAUGCACGUAUUAAAAGUACCAAUUCUUUGUGGUUUUCAUAAACCCUGUUAAAUAAGUAGAAGAGACCUGCUCUGAAAUAACCUCUGUGAGUCAAGUUAUGGCACCAUUUUAAGGAAAAUCAUUCCUGUCUGAAUCCUGCUGGGUUUCUU